Molecule: messenger RNA, 1019 nt
Organism: Aphanomyces astaci
Lineage: Eukaryota; Oomycota; Saprolegniomycetes; Saprolegniales; Verrucalvaceae
Exons: 1
Coding region: 23-874 (283 amino acids)
Molecular function (GO): protein binding
Source: RefSeq, a predicted model, not a curated record
CGCUUGUCAUUUUCAAAAACCCAUGGUCCGAAACUACAAAUCGACGUGGAACUUUUCCGAUGUUGCUGCCACGGAAGAGCACUUCCGCGCCAUGCUCACGGCGGACGAAGCGUCGCCCGACAAUCUGUGCCUCCAGACCCAGAUCGCCCGGACAUUGGGUCUCCGCAAUCGCUUCGACGAAGCGCACGCCGCCUUGGACAACGUCGACGCAGUCGUCAUGCAACUUGCGACCACUGUCGAUGCGAUUGAAGUCAAGGUCCGUUCGCAUCUGGAACGUGGUCGUGUCUACCGGUCGUCCCAACGUGCCGCGGAGGCCCGUCCCCAUUUCCUCGCAGCCACGGACUUGGCCGUAUCCGCGCAACUUGACGAGUUGGCCGUGGACGCCAUGCACAUGGUGGCCCUUGUGUUCGACGACCCCACCGAGUCUCUAGCAUGGAGCGAGAAGGCGCUUGCCCUCGCGUUGACGUCGGAGGACCCCGCCGCGCGCAAUUGGGAUGCGUCCCUUGCCAACAACAUCGGGUGGACAUACCAUGACGCAGGGGACUUUGACCAGGCAAUGGUCUAUUUCCGAACGGCAUUGGCGGCCCGGGAACGCUUAGGAGACCCCAAGCCUAUCCAUGUUGGCAAGUGGAUGAUUGCGCGCACCCACCGAUCGCUCCAUCAACACGCGGAAGCGCUGGCGAUUCUGCAUGUGUUGGACGACGCCGGCAACGAAGAUGGGUACGUGUCGGAAGAGCUGGCCGAGAACUACGAGGCGCUGAACCAACACGACACUGCCAGGCCCUACUUUCAUCGAGCGUGGACUAAGUUGAAGGACGACUCGGCUGUGGACGCCGCGCGGUUGCAGCGAUUGCAAACGCUUUCCCAAGCAUGAAAUGAUCGCACUGUCGUGGGAUUGAUUGUUGUAGCCUUGAAUUGGCAAUACACAGAUACUACUGUACGUAGUAGAUAUACUGAUAUAUAUAUAUAUUAUAGAGAUAGAAAUCCUGAUAUAAUAAUAUUAUAUUACGUAUAACGCC